AUGGCAUUUGCUGUGAAAAGCCGAGCGCUGAAAAGGUUAAACAGCCAGCGGUUAGCAGCACGAGUCCCUGCCGGUGUCCGGCGGAGGGGAAAAUCCUCCCACAGACCGGCCAGGGAAUCCCGCCUCGGGCCACCUCCCUGCCCCCGCGCGAAGCCGUCUCCAGUGGGCGUCCCCGCUCUUCCUCCCCGGCCAGCGCGUGGGCGCCGCUCCCGGCCGCCCUCCUGCGUGCCCCGGGCAAGCGGCAAGCGGGGUCCCCGGGGCCUCGGCACCGACCUCUCCGGGAGCUGGAAGCGCCGUCCCGGCGGCCGCGAGCGAAGCGCCAUGGAAACCACUGGAUCCCGUCCAUCUCCAAAACUGAGGGCUUUCCUGCAAACUUCACACUCAGGAAUCCAUGACGUCGCCUCCUCCGCGGCCAGCCAGCGCCGUGGCUCCUUCGGCCGCCAGCACAAGUCCCUGAUUGUUCGCGAGAGAAGUCCGGGAGAGGGAGCGAAGCGGGAGACCGCGGGGCGCAGGGGGUGGGGCGGCCCUGCACCAGCUCCGGGCCGCGGUGGGCAGGGAUCGCGCGGCCACCGCCUUCCUGCAGCAGCUCUUAAUAAAUCAUGCCUAAGACUCCCGGGUUCCCCGCUUUCCAAGCGGGCGCCCCUCGGAGAAAGCGCCCCUCGGUACAAAGCAGCAGGCUGCGGAGGCCCAGUCCCUUCACGGCCUCUGGCUGCCCAGAUGUUUGGGUGUUCGGGAUGGUGAGGAGGAGGAGGAGGAGGAGGAAGGAAAAGAAAUAAAUAAUAGUGCCUGUGUCAA
This is a messenger RNA of Chinchilla lanigera (long-tailed chinchilla), 795 nucleotides long. RefSeq names its product translation initiation factor IF-2-like. The record is from RefSeq and is a predicted model, not a curated record. The transcript has 2 exons. Bases 1 to 741 code for a protein of 246 amino acids. NCBI's taxonomy places the organism in Eukaryota, Metazoa, Chordata, Mammalia, Rodentia, Chinchillidae.